GCCGAAGUUUUCCGAAGGUGACGUCACGGCGCUUCGCCCCUCUCGCGCUGGCUCGCGCUGCUGCUGCUGCUGCUGGAGGAACAGCGGCGGAGAGAAGAGGAGUAAUGGCGGCCCGGACUCUCCUACAGCACCGCGCGCUUCUCCCCGCGCGCCUCCCGCCGCCUCUCCGCCCGGACUCCGCGCGCUCUCAGCCCGCACACAAUAUGCACUUGUACGGUCAGUUCCCAACCUGUGAGGAUUUCUCUCUUCAGUGCAGCGUCUGCAGCCGAGUCGUCCAGCCUCAGGACUUCCUGAGCGUUACGGUAGUUGGGGAAUAGUUGCACACUGAGCAGAGAGGACAGCGUCCCCACCACAACCCCCUCAAACCAUGCACAGCAAAAACAACCAGAGGAGACAGGGUUCUCUGGGUGGUUCUGGAGCUCCUCUGGUUCAGAUGAAGGGUAAAGUGUCUCAGGCUGAGGUGGAGCCGCUGCAGUUCCGAGUGCCGCGAGAGUUCCCGCACUCGCGCUUCAGCAGAGCGCCGCUCGCCGUCUACCCGCCUAAAGGAGGACGAACCAAAGCCUGUGUUUCCUUGCCGGUGGUGAGUCUGGAAAAGAUGCCGUGUUUCACCAGAUCAGAAGGAGCACCCGUUAAAGUCACCUCCACCACCUCCACCCUUUCUGUUCCCUCCUCCACUUCUUCCUCUGUGUCUUCCUCCACAACCUCCUCCCCCCUCAAACCUGCUCUCACAUCACCGGCAUCCCAGAAGAACCAGGAGAAGCUGCUGAACGGCCGCGGCCCCGUCACCCCGCGCUCCACCACCCCCCCUCAGCUUAUAGACAGAAGACCCAGCCCCUCCCGGUCCCCCCUCGACAAACACACCACCCAAUCACCAUCACCGUCACCAUCACCAUCAUCUUCAUCACACAAACCCAGCUCCUCUCCAUCUCCUUCCACCCCAGACAGAAGACCCGGAGUCCCCCCCUCCCCCUCAGACAGGAAACAACCAAAUGGAGCCAAAGCCAGCCGGCAUAGGAAAGUAUCAGCCCAGCUCCAACCCGUCCACCAAAGGAAAGGAAGAGUCUUCGACCCGAAUAAACACUGUGGAGUUUUGGACCCUGAGAGCCAGCGGCCCUGUACCCGCUCUCUAACCUGCAAGACUCACUCUCUGGCUCAUCGGCGGGCGGUACCGGGGAGGAAGAGGGUGUUCGAUAUCCUGCUGGCGGAGCAUAAGGGGCGGGCUAAUGAGAAGGAGGCGGGGCAGAAGAAGGAAACAGCGAGCGGCCAAUCAGCUCAGUGCACGUCAUCACCUGACACCUCGUCCAGCCUAUCCACCGGCUGUAAUAACGGCAAGGCCACGCCCACUCUCAAACUGCGACUGGCCAACGCGCACACACACAGGGGUUCUGGUGGCGGGGGUGCGGUGGUGCUCAGCUCUACACCAGUGCCGGUGCCAGCGCCCGACCCGGUUCUGCCCGGCUGGCUGAAGUUGGGUGGAGACGCUCCUGUAUCCAGUGAUGAAGGAGAAGCUGAGCUUCCUGAGGAGAAACCUGCCUAUUAUCACACCCCCUCCCACCCCCAACCAAUCAGUUGGUGUGGGUUCAGUACUCGGCUGAUGGGACGAGGACACUUCGUGUUUGACCGGCGGUGGGACAGGAUGAGGCUCGCGCUGCACUGCAUGGUGGAGAAACACGUCAACGCCCAGAUGUGGAGGAAAGUCCCCCUGGUGGCCGACUGUGUGGUCAGCUCGUCCCCCCUGCGAUACCCCGCCAGCCCCACCCCUGCCCUCCCCCACGGACUGGACGGGGUUUCCGUGGUGUCGUACUCAACCCCCUUCUCUCACAACGGGACGGGGGUGUUCUGCAUCCGGGACCCAGACCCCGGCCCCGCCCCCAGGCUCCCUCAGACUAAAGCAGCUAAACCGGCGAGAACCGGUUUAGGAGAGGGGGUGGCGGCUAAAAGACGGAAGCCGCCUCCCACCUCCGACACCACCGCAGCGUAUCGUAAGAACGGGAACGGCGGCUACCACCCGCCCCCAGGCCCCGCCCACAUCAGUAACGGGGCGGCGGCCCUGAGCGUACGGGCUAAGCCCCGGUCGGGGGACUCGGACCGGUACUCGGGCGCGGAGCUGCCCCUCCCCCCGGCGCUGACCGGGGACCACGGCAACGUCUCGUCCCUCAGCCCGCUGCCCUGCGGCCCCGCCCACUCACGCAAACGCAGGACCUCGGGCCCCGGGGACCGGCCCGCCAAGAUCUCCAGGACCACAGGACUCGCCGGGAUCUUCAGAAAGAACAGCGCCGCCCUGCUGUCCUCCUCCACCUCCUCCACCUCCACUUCCUCCUCCACGCCCGAGACAACGUCUCACAACUCCCUCUCCAGAGCGCCUAAAGUGCAUCACUGACAGUGAGUGAGAUGGAGAGAGAGAGUCGAGCAGCUUCACAGUGGAGUCCUUCCUCCACACCUCCACCUUCAUCCUUCCCAUUCCCUGACCCCGCACCCCCCCAGCUCCCUCCCCCAGCUUCCUGCUUCACGUCUCCUGGAUUCUGAUCUGAGUUUAUGGAGGUUUAUGGAGGAGGGGGUUCAGCAGCAGUAGGUACCCACCCCUGACCCACUGACCCACUGCCCCCACGCCACCGUGUGCUGCAUCUAACCACUCUUCUGGAGGUGUGGAGCACCAUCACACGGAGGGAGGGAUGGAGGGAGGGAGGGAGGGAUGGAGGGAGGGAUGGAUGGAGGAAGGGAUGGAGAACAGGUGUGAAAAACAGCUGGUAAAAUGUUUAGUGACGCAUCAUGAAUCACACAUUCAGAUACGACUCCGCCUUUCAGGAACCGCUGUGGAUUUUUAUUUUUUACUUUUACAUUUAGUUUAUUUUUGUUUUGUUUAAACAUCAGCGGUUUAUUCUGAUCUGGAUUAUAAUGAUCUGGAUUAUGAUGAUCUGGUUUAUGAUGAUCUGGUUUAUGAUGAUCUGGAUUAUGAUGAUUUGGAUUAUGAUGAUCUGGAUUAUUAUGAACUGGUUUAUGAUGAUCUGGUUUAUGAUGAUCUGGAUUAUGAUGAUCUGGAUUAUGAUGAACUGGUUUAUGAUGAUCUGGAUUAUGAUGAUCUGGAUUAUGAUGAUCUGGAUUAUUAUGAACUGGAUUAUGAUGAUUUGGAUUAUGAUGAUCUGGAUUAUUAUGAACUGGAUUAUGAUGAUUUGGAUUAUGAUGAUCUGGAUUAUUAUGAACUGGUUUAUGAUGAACUGGUUUAUGAUGAUCUGGAUUAUGAUGAUCUGGAUUAUGAUGAUCUGGAUUAUUAUGAACUGGUUUAUGAUGAUCUGGUUUAUGAUGAUCUGGAUUAUGAUGAUCUGGAUUAUUAUGAACUGGUUUAUGAUGAUCUGGAUUAUGAUGAUCUGGAUUAUGAUGAUCUGGAUUAUGAUGAUCUGGAUUAUUCUGACCUGGAUUAUGAUGAUCUGGUUUAUUCUGAUCUGGAUUAUUCUGAUCUGGAUUAUAAUGAUCUGGUUUAUGGAUUCUGGAAGUUUCUGAUCUAAAGUGCACUUAAAGCUCCAUCACGCCUGGACUUCAGGCUCCUGAGGGAAUCAGAAUAAAGUUUCAUUAAGGGAAAAUUUUAUAAAAAGUACUUUUUUGGUGAGCUGUAUUUUUCUAAAGAGGAUGAAUUCAGGUUUUUGAGUAUUUUUUUGAGUAAGUGUUUCUGAGGAAAACAAACGUCAGGACUCACAUCCAAGUUGUAAAGCUACCCUAGCAUAGUGUUAAAAAAAAAAAACACACAAAAAAAGGAUUUUUUGUAUAAUAAUUUAUCAUUCUUUAUUCAUUUUCUAACUGACAUGAGUAGGGCUUGAGGCGUUUCGCAAAAACAAAAAAGGAGUAUAUUUGUAUGUCAUUAUAAAAGUUUAUUAAGUAUUAUUAUAGAGAUUUUAUUGUUGGAAUUAUGAGUACAUAUCUUUUUUUUGUUUGUUGUAUUUAUUAUUAGUGUAUCUCAGAGCGAAAGAAAUCUAGAGGAUUCUGUCUUCCCUGAUUAAUGUGUAUAUUUGAUUUUCAACUUUAUUGGAUUUGUAUGAAAUUUAUACUGAGAAAAAACAAUUUCCCUGGUUAUUUUUUCACUUAACCCUUUCAGACCCUGCAUGCAUUACAAUAGACAUCCUGUAUUUUCUUUAUUUUUAUUAUAUAUCUAUUUUAUUUUAUUUUUGCACAGACCACUAUUUCAGAGCUGUUUGUUUGUUGUCCAUCAGAAUAAAUCAUGAACCAGCCAAUCAACAUGUUUAUAAACCAAUUAAACAAACAGUAACUUGGCCCCGCCCACUGCAUUGAAACAACACUGGAAAACAGUAACAGUACUAGAGCCACUGAGUAACAGCUGAGUAACAGCUAAUAUUUUUACUAAUACUAAUUUAAUCAUGUAUUUUUAAAUGUUUAGAGAUGGUUUAUAAAAAUAAAAAGGUCAAUAUGAAAUACAAAAUAUUUGUAUUUACACACACAUGCUCCCAAUGCAAUGCAAAUAAAACAAAAACGAUUAAAUAUUUGAGUUUUAUCACUGGAGAAAAUUCAGGUCUGAAAGGGUUAAAGGUUGAUGAUCAUCCACACACACACACACACACACACACACACACACACACACACACACACACACACUCACACACACACACACACACACACACACACACACACACACACACACACACACACACACACUCACUACCAUACCUGUCAAGUCUCCCGUUUUGGCCGGGAAACUACCUUAUUUUACUCCUCUUUCCCGCCGUCCUCCCGUAUUAGUAUUUUCCCGUAAAUUUCCCGUAUUAUAUUAAAAAAAAACUUUACUAUUGAGGCGACAGGGCACUGGUCACUGUGUGUCUCUUAACCAAUGGUAGUACCGGUUCAAGGAGAAAGUCCCGCCUUUCAGGUGAAACAGCCAAUCAGGUUCCUGGUUUCGCGGAGCGCAAUGUAGGAAAGCCCCGCCCCCCUCGCUGUGAGAGCUAGUCGGAGCAGCUGACGUUAAAGCAUAUCUGGAUAAACAGCGAGGUAACGGAGCUAAACAUGUAAACUAUGAUGACGUUGUUUCUGAAACAGACAGAUCAAACCGACUGUGUGCUUAAGAAAAUACAGCUUGUGACUCAGUUAGCUUAACUUUACAAUUAGAUGUUCAACCUGCCCUGAUCAGCCAAUAACUAUUUCAUUUUCAAACUGUGUUUAUUAAUUUAGGUUUGCAGGCCUACUGUAAGCUAUAAUGAACGAAACUGUAUUUAUUUUAUUAGUUCAGGGCUAGUUUAAGAGUAUUGUGGUGUAAUUUAAUACUUAGAAGGGGCAGAAGAGAUGGUUGAUCUGGAGAGAGAGAAAAUGUGAAGAGGGCUGAAAUUAACUGACUGACAGGACUGGACUGAUCAAUAGAAAGUAUUAAUUAAAUUAUUAAUUGUUUAGGCCCCUUUGGACUAAUAUUUACUUAUGCAAUAUAUCUGGUCCAUGUCAUUUUUGUAAAAGCUGAUGAUUUCAUGUAAAUGUCUAGAAAUGGGUUUAACUUAGGCUGUAUUAUAAGAAUUACAUGUGUAGGAAUGUCCACAACAUUUCAGUGUCAACAAAGAUAGACCUGUCAGAUUCUGAUAAUCUAAUUGUAGUUUGUAAAAUGUUCCCAGGUGGUUAUUUAAGAUUUAUUGUAAACCUGUCUUAAAAUAUAAGGGAUUCUGAACCUCGGUUGGGUUGGUGGGCGACUCGAAGCAGGUGACGGAAAAUUUCCCUUAUUUUUAAGUCCAAAACUUGACAGGUAUGCUCACUACACACACACACACACACACACAUUCACUACACACACACUCACUACACACACUCACUAACUCUGGGACUGAACUGCUUGAAUUUUUACACCAGGAGUAAAGCAGCAUAAAGUUAUCCAAAAGCAGUGUGUAAGACUGGUGGAGGAGAACAUGAUGCCAAGAUGCAUGAAAAAAACUGUGAUUAAAAACCAGGAUUAUUCCACCAAAUAUUGAUUAUUUCUGAACUCUUAAAACUUUAUGAAUAUGAACUUGUUUUCUUUGCAUUAUUUGAGGUCUGAAAGCUCUGCAUCUUUUUUGUUAUUUCAGUCAUUUCUCAUUCUGUAAAUAAAUGCUCUAAAUGAGAAUAUUUUUAUUUGGAGUUUGGGAGAAAUGUUGUCUGUAGUUUAUAGAAUAAAACAACAAUGUUCAUUUUAUUAGCGUAGCGUCUUCUGUUCUAAAUCAGAAUCCAGAUUCAGUGGUUGCUCAGUAUGGGGUGAUAAAUCAUGUAACACUGCUGCUGUUUGAACUGUUCCUUCAAACGUACCGGAGUCAGAGCCGAGCUGCUUCAUCCCUCCUGUAGAACCGCAGGAUCAGAUUCAUCAUUCUGCAGUGUGUGAUUGAUCUCUCAGAGACACAACUCCUAAUAUUUGUAUGGGUUCCCUUUAUUUGCACAUUAAUUAUUAUUAUUAUUAUUAUUUGAUAGGAAUUUAACAUAUUUGUAUUCAUGAAAGUAUUGAAUAUACAGCUCUGUAAAAUAUGAAGAGAUCACUUCAGUUUCUGAAUCAGUUUCUGAAUCAGUUUCUGAAUCAGUUUCUCUGAUUUUGCUAUUUAUAGGUUUAUGUUUGAGUAAAAUGAACAUUGUUGUUUUAUUCUAUAAACUACAGACAACAUUUCUCCCAAAUUCCAAAUAAAAAUAUUCUCAUUUAGAGCAUUUAUUUACAGAAAAUGAGAAAUGACUGAAAUAACAAAAAAAGAUGCAGAGCUUUCAGACCUCAAAUAAUGCAAAGAAAACAAGUUCAUAUUCAUAAAGUUUUAAGAGUUCAGAAAUAAUCAAUAUUUGGUGGAAUAAUCCUGGUUGGUUUUUAAUCAGAGUUUUUUUCAUGCAUCCUGGCAUCAUGUUCUCCUCCACCAGUCUUACACACUGCUUUUGGAUAACUUUAUGCUGCUUUACUCCUGGUGUAAAAAUUCAAGCAGUUCAGUUUGGUGGUUUGAUGGUUUGUGAUCAUCCAUCUUCCUCUUGAUUAUAUUCCAGAGCUUUUCAGUUUGGUAAAAUCACCUUUUUUUCCAGAGCUGUAUUUAUACAGGCUGUCAAUGGUUUAUUAAAAAUAUAUAUUAUAUAUAUUAUAUAUACUAUAUAUAUUUUCUAAUUCAGUGGUUCUCAAACUGUGGUACGGCAGAUUACAUUAGAGAGUUUGCACAAGGCAUGCACAAAAUUAAUAAUGAUUAUUGUCAGUAUUUUUUAUUUUAUUUUUUUAUAGUUUUAGAUUUGUUAGUGUUCGGGAUCGUAUGGUUAUGAAAAACCUGGAAAAGUCAUUGAAUUAAAAAAAGCAAUUUCCAGGCCUGGAUAAGUUUAGGAAAAGUCAUGGAAAUUUUGCUCUCGAAAUCUUUGUGGUUUCAGUUUAUCGAUGGAGAAAAUCUAUAUUGAUCUAAUAAAUACAUCCAUCAGCUCAGAGUUAAUACAGUAAUUUAGCCCUAAACAAUACAGCUUAUUACAUUUUAUUAUUAAAAAUUGUGAUAAAUUUUAUGCCUAAUUCCCAAUAUUUCCUGCAUUAGGAUUAAUACUGUAGUGGAAUAAAUAAUCUGGGGUUGAAUGAGAUGCACUAGUGUGUCUCAGUAUACACUGUACUGACUGUAAACUAUAAUCAAUAAUCAAUAAUCUACUGAUAAAUAAAUAAAUGCAUUAUGGCAUAUGGUUAUUUGUGUAUAUGACCAGUUACAGGUGUUGUAGAAUGAAAGUGAAGCACCUGGUUUUAGAGCACAAUAAUUGAUUGUGGUGACGGACAGUUCUGGUGGAAACAGGAGAGUUGAGGUGCACAUUGAAUUCUGCGUGAUUUGAUCAGCCGUGGUUUUAUGAUUUUUGGAUACAAUCCGGGUUAGCACCCGAACAUCCCUUUCAGACAGCUUCCUCUUACAGCGUCCACAGUUAAUCCUGUUGGAUGUGGUUGGUUCUUCUUGGUGGUAUGCUGACGUUACCCUGGAUACCGUGGCUCUUGAUGCAUCACAAAGACUUGCUGUCUUGGUCACAGAUGCUCCAGCAAGACGUGCACCAACAAUUUGUCCUCUUUUGAACUCUGGUAUGUCUCCCAUAAUGUUGUGUGCAUUGUAAUAUUUAGAGCAGAACUGUGCUCUUACCCUGCUAAUUGAACCUUCACACUCUGCUCUUACUGGUGCAAUGUGCAAUUAAUGAAGAUUGAACACCAGGCUGCUCCAAUUUAGACAUGAAACCUAAAAUCACACACUAAAAUGAUGACAGGUGUUUCAGUUUCAUUCUCCAACCCCUGUAGCUAUUAUUUGUGAUUGUUGAUGAUGAGAGAAAAUGAAAAGAAAUGGAAAGUUUUGUACGAGAUGCAGAAGAUCAACCCCAUAAAGCCCAAAAGCCUCGACUGAAUCCAGGACUUUCUGUCGGAGACGUUUCUGGAAGGUUCUGGCAGAAACAGUAUGGAGUUCAGUCUUUAUGAUGAUUCAGCCAUAACAGAUAUAUAAUCAUGAUCAGCAAGGCCUUAUUUUUACAGUUGCAUCAUAAAAAAAUCCCACAGACUCUCAGAAAAGGUGUUUUAAAACAACAUGUGGAGGAAACGUCGUUCUGCCUGUUCUUUAUUUUUCUUGCUCUGUUGGUCUGUAAAUUCUCUACAGUUUAAUAGACGUGUAUUUUCAGGUUUGAAUUAUUUUUCAUGUUUUGAAUUUCAGCUGUUGCAUAAAUAAUUUUUUUACCUGCUUAA
Messenger RNA from Astyanax mexicanus (Mexican tetra), 8656 nucleotides. RefSeq names its product ataxin 7-like 1 (gene atxn7l1). The transcript is spliced from 12 exons. NCBI's taxonomy places the organism in Eukaryota, Metazoa, Chordata, Actinopteri, Characiformes, Acestrorhamphidae. The record is from RefSeq and is a predicted model, not a curated record. Bases 368 to 2380 code for a protein of 670 amino acids.